Molecule: messenger RNA, 679 nt
Organism: Durio zibethinus
Lineage: Eukaryota; Viridiplantae; Streptophyta; Magnoliopsida; Malvales; Malvaceae
Source: RefSeq, a predicted model, not a curated record
UCUUGCACGCUGCUCCUGUCCCUUUUUUCGUCUAGAGCUUUCUGCUUCUCCUUGUCCCGAGACCGGGCACCGCAGAGGGAGAAGUAAACUUUACUCGUUGAGUCCUUUGGUAUCAUACUAGGACUGUACAUGUCAGUUUGAAAAUGGCAGCAAAGUAUAUAAUUGCUUCUGUUGCGGGAUCAUUUGCCAUUGCUUUUGCAGCUGAUCAGCUUGUUGCUGAGAAGAAGUUUUUUGGAGGGACUACACCUCGCACUGUUUCAAACAAGGAAUGGUGGGAAGAAACGGACAAAAAAUUUCAGGCAUGGCCCCGCACUGCUGGCCCUCCUGUGGUGAUGAAUCCCAUCAGCCGCCAGAAUUUCAUUGUUAAGUCUUCAUCUGAAUCUUGAAGACUUAACUUUUACUUCUGUUUUGUCAAUGGCUUCAGUUUGAUUUGCUAUUCCCUGUGAAGAAAUUGUGGUGCCAGACUUUGUUUAGUCUGGCUUUUCAUUUAGAGUAGUUCUUAGUUCAGAAAAUUGUCUUGCCUCUUUUUGUUUUUUUCAAACUCAAUCUGGCCAGACUAGCGUUUGAGGAUGAUAUCAGUCGUCCUAGAUCUCAAUAAAUUUCUGCGGAGCAAUACCAAACUGCUUUUUACAUUACUAGAUCUCAAUAAAUUGUAUGAUGAGCAGCAUUGUAUAAUCAA